AUGUCAAUGCACAAGAAAACAAUAGAAAUAAUACAAAAGGAAAAUUUUAAUCAAUGGAAUGAGGAAGAAUUGGAAAGAAAUUUAUGUAUUUCACAUAUAUAUACAAAAUCAAAAGAGUUUUCUAUUGAUAUUUAUGAACAAGAAAAUAGUGAUAAAUCAAAUAAAGAUAUAAAUAAUAUAUCUUCAAUUACUUUGAGUAAUGAUCAAAUAUUAAGAUCUUUAAGUACAAUGAAGAAAGAGAUUAAUAAUAAGGAUAAUAAAAUUACAAGAAAUUUUCUUACAUCAAAUUUUAUAUCAUCUGAUAUUCUAGAUUCAGAUGACAUUUUUUUUAAUAAUGAAAUAAUCGAAACUAUGAAGGCUUUGUAUUAUUUUAAUUUAUCUAAAAUUGUGAUGUUUUUACAUAAAAUUCACUUGAGAAAAAGAUUAAAUAAAAAAUCAUAUAUGAGUUGUAUUGUAUCAAUAAUUAUUUUAUUUCUUCAGCCUGUAAAUACAACUCAGAGAAUAUGUUCUAGUAGAUUAUCUUUUUUGUGUAACAGUCUUAGUACGAUGUGUGAUACGAAUGCUAAUGCUGAAGGUAGAUCUACGUUUUGUACUAUCAUAAAAGAUCAAUGUAAAGGUAUUCCUAGAAGGCAUGUUGUUGACUUAGGAUUACAUGAUGUUCUUGAUGAAUUAAUUGAGGGGCCAACUAUCACAGCCAUUAUAGCUUUUAUUUUCUUCCUUUUUUUAAUUUAUAUUGUAAUGAAUAAUAUUAUAAAUAUAUGCAUUCUUCUAUUUUAA
Molecule: messenger RNA, 777 nt
Organism: Plasmodium relictum
Lineage: Eukaryota; Apicomplexa; Aconoidasida; Haemosporida; Plasmodiidae
Exons: 1
Coding region: 1-777 (258 amino acids)
Source: RefSeq, a predicted model, not a curated record